Messenger RNA from Humulus lupulus (European hop), 1014 nucleotides. RefSeq names its product mitochondrial import inner membrane translocase subunit TIM23-2-like. The transcript has a single exon. Gene Ontology annotation, cellular component: mitochondrial inner membrane; TIM23 mitochondrial import inner membrane translocase complex. Bases 187 to 750 code for a protein of 187 amino acids. Lineage: Eukaryota; Viridiplantae; Streptophyta; Magnoliopsida; Rosales; Cannabaceae. Gene Ontology annotation, biological process: protein import into mitochondrial matrix. Gene Ontology annotation, molecular function: transmembrane protein transporter activity. The record is from RefSeq and is a predicted model, not a curated record.
CUUCAGAAUAUAUACCUAUUCUAUUCUUAUAUAAUAAUUUCCCAAAUCAAAUUGCGAAAAAAAGUGAAAUUAAAAAUAUUUCUCUUAAAUUCCCAAACGCUCUGGUGGAUCGCUUUUGCGGUCUCUCUUUCGCGUACCACAAGAAAUCUAAAACCCUAGAUCAGAAAACGAGCUUCGAUUCCUGCCAUGGCUGACUCAAUCUCUUCCUCCGAUCACGACCGAGAUCUCCCCAAGCCUCGUCUCUACAACCCCUACCAGGACCUCCAGGUGCCCAGCCGAAACCUCUAUCAGCUCCCAACCUCCCCCGAGUUUCUCUUCGUCGAAGAAGCAAGUCGCCAACGUCGAUCCUGGGGCGAGAAUCUCACCUUCUACACUGGUUGCACUUACCUCGCUGGAGCCGUUGGCGGCGCUGGAACCGGUCUUGUUACCGGAGUCAAAUCCUUCGAGUCCAGUGACACCAUGAAACUCCGUAUCAACCGGAUUCUAAAUGCGUCGGGUCACUCGGGACGGGUUUGGGGAAACCGAUUGGGUGUGAUCGGGUUGCUAUUUGCGGGUUUGGAGAGCGGUAUCGUUACAUUGAGGGAUACUGACGAUGUGUGGAAUAGUGUGGCGGCGGGUCUCGGUACCGGUGCGCUGUAUAGGGCGGCGAGAGGGGUUAGGUCGGCGGCCGUGGCGGGAGCGGUCGGUGGGGCUUUGGUCGGGGUAGCUUUGACGGCGAAGCAGGCAGUCAAGCGUUAUGUGCCUAUUUGAGAGGAGGGUUCUUGUGAGUGUAACUCAAAUUGUUUGUUUAAUCUUCCAAUUUUGAUCUCUUAGGUAGGCAUGGUCCAUUGAAAAAUUAUAAGAAUGGACUUCAUUCUAUGAUAAUGAUAAUGUUUUUGAACUGGAAUACCUUUAUUGUUGAAUAGCUCGGCAUGGGAGUCGCAUGCUUUGAUUAUAGUUUUGUUUGAUUCUAUAGUUGGCUCUUCGAAUUGUUUCGGAUAAUGAAUAAUGGAAAUGGAUUUGAUCUUGUGGAUA